Messenger RNA from Trematomus bernacchii (emerald rockcod), 2243 nucleotides. Its product is annotated as apoptosis-inducing factor 3. Gene Ontology annotation, cellular component: mitochondrion; cytoplasm. The record is from RefSeq and is a predicted model, not a curated record. Bases 367 to 2166 code for a protein of 599 amino acids. Gene Ontology annotation, molecular function: 2 iron, 2 sulfur cluster binding; oxidoreductase activity, acting on NAD(P)H; flavin adenine dinucleotide binding. The transcript is spliced from 20 exons. Gene Ontology annotation, biological process: execution phase of apoptosis. Lineage: Eukaryota; Metazoa; Chordata; Actinopteri; Perciformes; Nototheniidae.
CACACACACACACACACACUCACUUCAGUCUCUGCUGCAUCAAGAGGCAGAGGAGAGCCGGAGGAGGGUACAGAGGGACGCACAGACUGGGAAUACUCCAGUGGACAGGAUUGUUAGGAGACUCAUGUGCUAAUAUGCUACCGUGCUCCACAAGGGAAGCUGAGCACCGGGGAGUUUGACUGGAUCACUGCACCUGCUCCAUGCACACUGAUUAUGAGGAGCAGCUGAUGUGUGCGAUGGCCAGUCUGGACCUGCAGGAUCUCUUACACACAGCUCCGUGUUAUCGUUACUUCCCAACCAAGCAGCCCAGCCCGAGGAUCUGACGCACCUCCCUCCCCCUGGGUGUCCCUCACUCCUGGGCCCACCAUGGGAGGAUGCUUCUCCAAACCCAAACCAGUUGAAGUCAAAGUGGAACUCUCUCUCCUGGAAAAAGAAAAAGAGGUGGACGGGCUGUCACCAAACGGCAAAGCGAGUCCCUUUGCCGACUCCAGACCCAACGGGGCCCUGGGACACGGCUCUGAUGACGACUCCACCCCGCUCCCCCUCUACCACAAACCACGGGACUAUGUGGAGGCCUCCGUCUGUCAUGUUAAAGAUCUGGAAAACGGACAGAUGCGAGAGGUGGAUUUGGGAAGUGGCAGAGCUUUGUUGAUCAAAGAACAUGGGGAGUUCUCUGCCAUCGCCCACAAGUGUCCACACUACGGAGCACCUCUGGUCAAAGGUGUGUUGUCAAAAGGGCAUGUGCGCUGUCCGUGGCACGGUGCAUGUUUCAACAUCGCAACAGGAGACCUCGAGGACUUCCCCGGGCUGGACAGCCUGCCGAUCUUCCAGGUCAGAGUUGAAAAGGACAAGGUGAUCAUUCGUGCAAACAAGCAGGCUCUUCAGUCACAGAAAAGGUCAAAGCCGAUGUCCCGAUGCUCAGCAGUUAUUAACUCCAACACGGGUUUCAGCCAUGUUCUCAUCAUUGGCUCAGGUCCAGCAGCUCUGGUAUGUGCAGAGACACUAAGGCAAGAGGGCUUCACCGACCGCAUCGUCAUGUGCACCAUGGACAGACAUCCUCCAUAUGACAGGCCUAAACUGAGUAAGUCUUUAGAAAGCACGGCAGAGCAGCUGAGAUUGCGCUCUGUGGAAUUCCUACAAGAUCAUGACAUUGAACUGCUCACAGAGAAAGAGGCUGUGGCGAUAGACGUGAAAACACGAUCUGUGAUAUUUGAAGAUGGCUUGAGGAUGGAGUACAAGAAACUCUUUAUUGCUACAGGAAGCAAACCCAAAACAAUGAUCUACAAAGGACAGGAUGUCGAGAACGUGUUCCACCUCAGGACGCCUGAUGACGCCAACAGCAUAGCGAGGCUGGCCAACAACAAGAACGCUGUGAUUGUGGGGACAUCGUUUGUCGGUAUGGAGGUGGCUGCAGCUCUCUCUGACAAAGCUCACUCGGUCUCUGUCAUCGGGAUCGAGACAGUUCCCUUUAAACAUGCUCUCGGGGAGAAAGUAGGGAAAGCCAUAAUGAAGCUGUUCGAGGUAAACAGGGUGAAGUUCUACAUGCUGAACGAGGUGUCGGAGAUGGUUGGCCAACACGGACAGCUGAAAGAGGUGGCCCUGAAGAGUGGUAAAGUCCUGCGAGCAGACGUGUGUGUCAUCGGAGCAGGAAGUAUUCCUGCAACCGACUUCCUGAAACAGGGCGGCAUCCACAUGGACUCCAGGGGCUUCAUCACCGUCAACAAGAUGAUGCAGACAAGUGCUGAUGGGGUCUACGCUGGAGGAGAUGUGGUGGUGUUUCCUUUCCCGCCGCGCAACAACAAGAAGGUGAACAUCCCUCACUGGCAAAUGGCUCAUGUACACGGAAGGGCGGCGGCUCUCAGCAUGAUGGGCAGAGCCGCUGAGAUCAAAACUGUGCCUUACUUCUGGUCAGCCAUGUUUGGGAAGACCAUUCGCUAUGCAGGGUAUGGUGAAGGAUUCGAUGAUGUCAUUAUACAAGGUGAUCUGGAUGAACUGAGAUUUGUGGCGUUUUACACCAGGAGUGAGGAGGUGGUUGCUGUUGCCAGCAUGAACUAUGAUCCCAUUGUAUCCCGAGUGGCAGAGGUCUUAGGAUCCGGAAAGACGAUUAAGAAACGAGAUGUGGAGACUGGAGACAUUUCUUGGCUGACUGACAAAGGCUCUCAAUGACUUCACAUCUGAAGGACUGGAGACUUCACUAUGGACACUACUGGUGCUGAGACACUGAGCAGCUAUCUCAGUAUGGA